CCAAAUGGAGAGAGAGUCCCUUUUUUCUCAUCUAUUGAAUCUAAGAGAUUGCACAGUCCCGGGGCCCGAUACAGACUCAUGUACUCAGAAUGCUAGCAGCAGCUACAGCAGUACAAGAAAGCGAUCAGACUCGGCGUCUUGCAAAGAGGAAUAUCCACUAUCGCCUCGCCUUUUAACAGAGCGCCUACCGAGCAAACAAGCAAAACCCCCGCUGAUCCACGCGCAACUUUAGAAGGUAGAAAGUACAGUGAAUGCGGGGCAUAGCUUGAAGACCUCCGGAUCGCGAAAUGUUGGGAUGGAAGGCGCAGACUUUGACUCGCCGUCCUUGCCAGGGAUAUGAAGAAGUUUACCAGCCUGCGAGCAGCGGGAGCGAAACGUUGUUGCCCUGGAUUAACAGAGAGCGCCUUCGGAGGAAUUUAGGAGCGUGGAUCUCAAAAACAACAGCCCAAUCGCUACAACAUGGCCUCGGCUGUUAAUGUUUCAGAGCAAGAAAGCAGGGACCCCGAUCGACCGAGGUUAACGAGAAGGCACAGAGAGACCUUUCGCACCCCAGCCGCGGCUCAAGAUUUGGAGUAUCUGCAACGGCCGAGCUACUGUGAUGCCGCGUUCGCCUUGGAACAGAUCACAAAGGGCAAGGCAACUGGACGGAAGGCACCACUGUGGCUGAGAGCGAAGUUUCAGAGACUUUUGUUUAAACUGGGCUGUUACAUACAAAAGAACUGUGGGAAGUUCUUGGUCGUGGGCCUCCUGAUAUUUGGGGCAUUUGCCGUGGGAUUAAGGGCAGCUAAUCUAGAAACCAACGUGGAGAAGUUGUGGGUGGAAGUUGGAGGAAGAGUUAACCAGGAGUUAAAAUAUACACGACAAAAGAUUGGUGAAGAGGCUAUGUUUAAUCCCCAGCUUAUGAUACAGACACCUUUGGAAGAAGGAGCAAAUGUAUUAACAGUUGAAGCACUGAGACAGCACCUAGACUCUGCAAUACAAGCCAGUAGAGUCCAAGUUUACAUGUAUAAUAGGCAGUGGAAAUUGGAACAUCUGUGUUACAAAUCAGGGGAGCUUAUAACAGAAGCAGUUUUCAUGGAUCAGAUUAUUGAGAACUUGUAUCCUUGUUUAAUAAUCACAUCAUUGGAUUGCUUUUGGGAAGGUGCAAAGUUACAGUCAGGAACUGCGUAUUUGCCAGGUAAACCACCAAUGCAGUGGACAAAUUUUGACCCUCUGGAGUUUUUGGAAGAGUUGAAGAUCUUGAAGUAUGAAGUAGACAGCUGGGAGAAAAUGCUGAAAAAGGCAGAGGUUGGACAUGGAUACAUGGACCGUCCCUGCUUAAAUCCUCGAGACCCUGACUGCCCAAUGACAGCCCCCAACAAGAAUUCAACUCGACCACUUGACAUUGCACGAAUUCUAAAUGGAGGCUGUCAUGGUCUAUCCAAAAAAUAUAUGCAUUGGCAGGAGGAACUUAUAGUUGGAGGUACAACCAAAAAUGGCAGUGGAAGACUUUUGAGUGCCCAGGCUUUACAGACCAUGUUUCAGCUGAUGACUCCCAAGCAUAUGUAUGAGCACUUCAAGGGUUACGAGCAUGUUUCACAUAUCAACUGGAAUGAGGAGAAGGCUGCAGCCAUCCUUGAGGCCUGGCAGAGACGAUAUGUUGAGGCUGUUCAACAUAGUGCUGCACUCAACUCUACCCAGAAGGUGCUUUCAUUCACGACUACUACCUUAGAUGAUAUCCUCAAGUCUUUUUCCGACGUCAGUGUUAUUCGAGUUGCUAGUGGCUACCUUUUAAUGCUUGCCUAUGCCUGUUUAACCAUGCUGAGGUGGGACUGUGCCAAGUCUCAGGGUGCUGUGGGACUGGCAGGAGUCUUGCUGGUUGCACUGUCCGUGGCUGCAGGAUUAGGCCUUUGCUCUUUGAUUGGGAUUUCGUUUAAUGCUGCAACUACUCAGGUGUUGCCCUUUCUUGCCUUGGGAGUUGGGGUGGAUGAUGUCUUCCUAUUGGCCCAUGCAUUUAGUGAAACAGGACAAAAUAAAAGAAUUCCAUUUGAGGACAGAACAGGGGAAUGUCUGAAGAGGACGGGAGCAAGUGUGGCACUUACCUCUAUCAGCAAUGUGACUGCUUUCUUCAUGGCUGCCCUAAUUCCUAUACCUGCACUUCGAGCAUUUUCACUUCAGGCUGCUGUUGUGGUUGUUUUCAACUUUGCAAUGGUCCUUCUCAUCUUUCCUGCCAUCCUUAGCAUGGACCUUUACCGCAGAGAAGACAGGAGGCUGGAUAUUUUUUGUUGUUUUGCAAGUCCUUGUGUAAACCGAGUAAUUCAAGUGGAGCCCCAAGUGUACACGGAUACCACUGAGAGGAAUCAUUACAGCCCCCCUCCACCUUACAGCAGUCACAGUUUUGCUCAUGAAACUCAAAUAACCAUGCAGUCAACUGUGCAACUUCGCACCGAAUACGAUCCGCGGACCCAGGCCUACUACACCACUGCAGAGCCACGCUCAGAAAUUUCAGUGCAGCCUGUUACUACCAACAGCCCAAGCAACAACAACAUUAGCACAAAUCAUACUAGUGCUAGCACUUCACCAGAAAUCCCAGAGAGCACAAGUUCAACACGGGACCUUCUCUCUCACUUUUCUGACUCUUCUAUGAAUUGUAUUGAGCCAUCAUGCACUAAGUGGACACUUGCCUCAUUUGCAGAGAAGCAUUAUGCUCCUUUCCUGUUAAAGCCAAACACAAAGGUUGUGGUUAUUUUCCUAUUCCUGAUUUUACUUGGAGUUAGCCUUUAUGGGACAACAAGUGUCAGAGAUGGGCUAGAACUCACAGACAUUGUUCCCCGGGAAACAAGAGAGUAUGACUUCAUUGCUGCCCAAUUUAAGUACUUUUCUUUCUACAACAUGUAUAUUGUAACACAAAAGGCAGACUAUGCCAAUUCCCAGGCCUUGCUGUAUGAAUUGCACCAACGUUUUGACAGUGUCAAAUAUAUUCUACGAGAGGACAAUGGUCAGCUUCCCAGAAUGUGGUUGCACUACUUUCGAGACUGGCUACAAGGUUUGCAAGAUGCAUUUGACAGGGAUUGGGAAGAUGGCAAAAUUACCAGCAACAACUACAAAAAUGGAUCAGAUGAUGGUGUUUUGGCUUAUAAACUGUUGGUACAAACGGGUAAUCGGGACAAACCAAUCAAUUUCAAUCAGGUUACUAGACAUCGAUUAAUUGAUGCUGAUGGAAUUAUCAAUCCUAGUGCUUUUUACAUUUACCUAACAGCCUGGGUCAGUAAUGAUCCUGUGGCAUAUGCUGCCUCCCAGGCCAAUAUCUCUCCACAUCCUCCUGAAUGGGUCCAUGACAAGGCUGACUACAUGCCAGAGACCAGACUUAACAUUCCAGCUGCAGAGCCUAUUGAAUAUGCUCAGUUUCCUUUCUACCUCAACGGGCUGCAGGAGACAUCCCAGUUUGUGGAAGCUAUUGAAAGUGUCAGGGCUGUCUGCAACAAUUACAGCAAACAAGGUGUAUCCAGUUACCCAAAUGGUUAUCCAUUCCUGUUUUGGGAACAGUACAUUGGUCUACGUCAUUGGCUUCUGUUGUCCAUCAGCGUGGUGUUGGCAUGCACUUUUCUGGUGUGUGCCCUCUUCCUGCUCAACCCAUGGACAGCUGGCAUUAUUGUGCUUGUCCUGUCCUUGAUGACAGUGGAGCUGUUUGGCAUGAUGGGUCUUAUAGGUAUCAAGUUGAGUGCUGUACCUGUGGUCAUCCUUAUAGCUUCUGUUGGUAUUGGAGUUGAGUUCACUGUUCAUGUUGCACUGGCAUUUCUUACAGCCAUUGGUGAUAGACACCGCAGGGCAGUUCUGGCCCUAGAGCAGAUGUUUGCUCCAGUUCUUGAUGGUGCUGUAUCCACACUGCUGGGGGUGCUAAUGCUUGCUGGAUCUGAAUUUGACUUCAUUGUCAGGUACUUUUUUGCAGUACUGGCUAUAUUGACAAUUUUGGGCAUUCUUAAUGGACUAGUUUUGCUUCCUGUUCUGUUGUCAUACUUUGGACCAUAUCCUGAAGUAUCUCCAGUUGAUGGUAGAGGCAGGCUACCAACACCAUCUCCACAGCUGCCAGCUAGAACUGUGAGAUUUUCUGUCCAUCCAAGUAAUGUGACCAGUGGCUCUGAUUCAUCAGAUUCAGAAUACAGUUCUCAAACUACAGUAUCAGGAAUUAGUGAGGAGCUUCGCCAGUAUGAUUCCAACCCCGGUUCCUCCCAUUCAACUCGCCAGAUAAUUGUUGAAGCCACAGAAAAUCCUGUGUUUCCCAGGUCUACAGUUAUUUUACCAGAGUCCAGGUAUCACCAGUCUAGACCAAGACAUCAAGCUCAUUCUCAGGAUACUCGAUCGCAGCAAUGUUGGAGAAAUAACAGAGAUACAAGAAGAGAGUCAUCAAGGAACAAUGAGCAGCAUCAGCCACCACCUCCAUAUCGGCCACGUAUGAAUGCUUUUGAAGCUGCUAAUGAACAGCAUUCUGGCCCUAGUCAUAGGGAACGCUUUGGACAUCGCUCUCGUAAUCAUAAUAGAAAUGCAGCCUUUGCUUCAACAACUCCUUCUGCACCAACAUACGGCCAACCUUUUACUACUGUGACUGCUUCAGCUUCCGUCACGGUGGCUGUUCACUCUACUCUGCCAAGUCAGGGUACCUCGUAUAGGGCGUAUCCAUCUCAUGAAGAGUAUGAAACUGAUCAGGAACCAUUUGAGGAUCCCCAUGUGCCUUUUAAUGUUCACAGUGUGAGAAGGGACUCAAAAGUAGACGUUACAGAGCUGCAGGACAUGGAAUGUGAAUCAAGAAGUCAUCCUAAUGCCAGCUCUACUAGCUAAGAUGCAUUUGAAGCACAAAAGGCCAAAGAUGGGACAUCCUUCUGCUCUUACAUUUAAAGAAAACUGCUUGAAGUUAUGGAAAUAAAAGGGCAUGCAGCAUCAGGAAAACAGUUUACUGUUACUGUAAAUUAGUGUAUCUUUCUAAAUAUUUUUUUAUUUAAAAAAGUGUACACAUGUAUAGUAAAAAAAAAUAAACUAUGGGUAGUUUCAUUAGGAACUGUACAAUAGUUAAAUUGAGGACAAAAUUUUGUCUGAUCUGUACUUACUGUACAUUACGUUUAAUUAUGGCACGGAGAUCAAUCAUGUCAUACAUUUCAGCAUACAUUGUUGCUGCUUCCACAUUGUAUAAUUUUCCUGUAUAAUUCUAUGCAAAUAAUACUUUUAUGCUAUUUUUUUUUUGUUUGUUUAUAGGUUUAUGUGUGUGUGUUCGUGCCUUUCUCAGUGUGCACGUGUAUGUGCAUAUGGUAUAUAUGUGUGUGUACAUAUAAAGGUUCAUAUUUUUAUUUUAAUUUGUAUAUCACAAAUUUUGUGGUAUUAUAAAAUUGUACUUUUAACUUUCAUACACGCUAUGCGUGAUAUUUAAAAGGAGCAGAUAUGAAGAAAGAAAAAGCACGUUAGUCUUUGUAUUCUGUAACUGUACCCUUUGCUUUUAUUUUUCUUUUCAUUUCAUUUUGUUCUGAUGCUGUAAUUUUCCUGCCAGUGUGUGCUUGCCCUACAACUCAGAUCUGUUGCUUAAAUUGUCAUAAUUAGCAGACUUAGUUUCCUAAAAUUGCAGGUUCCAACACUUCUUUUUCAUUUAGAGACUUUCUUGUACAUUAAGCACCGGCACUUGCUAAAUAAUGUCCUUUUCGGCACUGUAUGGAAUCUUUAGUUAUUUUUGUAUUGGUUAUACGCUUUUUAAAUAGUUUUUCCAUGUAUUCUAUAUAAGCUAUUCAGAUGAGCUCACUAAAGAAAACAAAAAGCAAAUGCCUCCCCAACUCAGCACAUUGUGUUGUAUGAUAACAAGGACAAUAUGCCACAAUUUAGCACUAGCGGUGGACUGACCUAAGAGCAUAAAAAUCUUCCACAAAACUGUAUGACACUAAUUGGAAGCUAACCUCAAUUCCCAAGUGUACAUAUGAUUGUGUCAGAGGUUGGAAUGGCUUCCUGCUGCUAACGCUAGGUUCUUUCUGUCACUGAAAUACGUUCGAUUUCCUCCUCUCGUGUCUGAAAUCAGCUUCUAUCAAACACAGCUGUGUUUCUCUUUUGUGUAUUGCUUUUCAUGAUGUCGCCCCCUCUCUCUCUCUCUCUCUCUCUCUCUCUCUCUCUCUCUCUCUCCUCUGCUGUAUUUUCUUCUGCAAAGUUUAGCUGUUUUCUCCUCAGGUCACAUUGGCUAAAGGAGUUCUUAGUAGCUGGAAAUUUCUUUUAUGGUUUAGGGUUUUUUAUUGUUGUUAAUUUGUCUGUUUUUAACUAUAUUUUGAUGAUAUUUAUAUUUUUGUAUUAUAAAAAUAUUUUUUUUUCUUUUUCUCCUUACAGUAUUGCUCAUAUGCCAGUUUAUAACAAAAAUGCAGGGAUUUUUACUUAUUUUGUAAAACACUAUUACAAGUAUAAUUUUACAUUGUAAUUGAAUUUUAUCUGUAUAAAGUGCUUACUAAUGUUAAAUAGAUAAAAAAGAUUAUAUAACAUUUACAUUACGACUCAAUGUAGCUAUUAGAGUAAGGAUGUAAAAAGGAAAAGUACUCAAACUGGGUUCCUCCAACUGCCUUUUUUGGCAGAGGUGGGUUGUGUCAUUUCAGUUACAAAGAUAAAUGUAUGCCAUAUAAUUUAUUUAUAUGAAAAUUUAUUUUUGUAGUGUACAUAGUAGUUGUCUGUCUUUUGACAGAAGUAUAUUUUUAAAGAGUUUAUAUGUAAUGAUACCAUUGUGUGGGAGCAUACCAGAGAAGUGGCUAUGGUGUGCACUGCCACCUCUGACCAAUUCUCAAAUGGAAUGUUCUUGCAGUGCUAAAUGAGAGUGAUUAUUCAUAUGGCUGUAAAAUCUUUUUUUAGGUUUGUCAAAGUCUAGCCAUGAAAAUGGAAAUUGUACAACUCUCUAAAUAACAAUUUUCAAACACUGAUAGAUUUCUAACAAAUAAAAAUAUUAUAACUUAUUUGUGUGUUUAUAACUCAAAUAAAAUGAAAUUUAAAAGAAA
Molecule: messenger RNA, 6983 nt
Organism: Polypterus senegalus (gray bichir)
Lineage: Eukaryota; Metazoa; Chordata; Cladistia; Polypteriformes; Polypteridae
Gene: ptch1
Product: patched 1
Exons: 24
Coding region: 460-4815 (1451 amino acids)
Biological process (GO): smoothened signaling pathway
Cellular component (GO): plasma membrane
Molecular function (GO): smoothened binding; hedgehog receptor activity; hedgehog family protein binding
Source: RefSeq, a predicted model, not a curated record